Messenger RNA from Centropristis striata (black sea bass), 5328 nucleotides. It is a transcript of the gene adamtsl4, whose product is annotated as ADAMTS-like 4. Gene Ontology annotation, molecular function: metalloendopeptidase activity. The transcript is spliced from 17 exons. The record is from RefSeq and is a predicted model, not a curated record. Bases 182 to 3736 code for a protein of 1184 amino acids. Gene Ontology annotation, cellular component: extracellular matrix. Lineage: Eukaryota; Metazoa; Chordata; Actinopteri; Perciformes; Serranidae. Gene Ontology annotation, biological process: extracellular matrix organization.
GAGAAAGAGAGAGAGAAAGAGAGAGAGAGAGCUGAAGAAGCCCUCGCAGGACUUCAUCACAUUUCUUUCAGGACUGCACGGACCGAAACGGACCACUAACCGAUCACUAAACCUGGACUGAUAAUCAAUAUCGGUGAUUAGUCGCGGAGUGAGAAAAGUUGUGGGAGACUCUUGGAGGAGCAUGCGGCUCUGUUUCAGGCUCUAUGUGCUGUGGGGCUUUGUGGUGGUCACGACCUCCGUGACCAAGGCUGCCAAGAGGAAGGUGCCAGGCAGACGGUCCAGACAGGUGUUUGAGGCGGAGCCUGUGGAGGGGGUGUGGUCUGUGUGGGGGGAGUGGUCUGACUGCUCUCAGACAUGUGGCGUGGGCGUCUCAGAGAGGACCCGGAAGUGUUUAUCUCCUCCGCCUCCACAGGCCCCGCCCCUCAGCCACUCUCCACCUAACUGGGCAGGUUAUCUACCUGGGGGCAUCGGAGGUCCUGUCAUCUCACCUGUGCGCCCCUUCUACCCUCCUCGUUACCCCGGGGGACACCAGCCCUAUCAACACUCCCCGCCAGUCUCCACCAAUCACAACCCAGGAUUGUCCCUGUAUCGGAAUACCAACGCUGCAGGAGGCGGAGCUCCUGUACCGGGACAGGCCAAUCCAAACUCUCCUUUUUACCAGCCAGAAUUCCCCCCAACCAAUCAAGACCAUGUGUCCGUUUACCGAUCGCCCUACCACGCUCCUUCACACGGAUACGGCCAGCCGGCACGCACCAUCAGGAGGCCGACCAAUCCAGGAGCGGCGAGGGCUGCAGGAGGCGGGAGCAGAAGGUCAAUCUCCCCCAAUCGGGACGGUGUGCCAGCGAGGAGGUCUUCCGCCAUCCGUCCAGGUCAGUUUGGCUACGGCAGGGUCCCGUUCUCUCUGCCUCUGCAUCGUCCCAACCGGCAGGCUCGCCACACAGCUAACGGCACUGACGCUGACGCAUCACCUGGAUCCAACGACGACGACGCAGAUAAUGAGAGGAAAGAGGAAGAGGAGAGUGAUGGAGACGACAGAGAGGCAGGGAGGCGUGAGGAGGAGGAGAACACUGAGACACCUGCUGCUGAGGAGGUUCCCACAACGACGACCACAACUGGAAACCCACACCGCCACGCUGACCGACCCCCACACACUAACACCGACCACGGGAGGGCACGAGAGCGCUCACCGACCUCCUUCUCUCGCUCCUCAUCCACAUCUCAUCACCCCAUCCGCAACCGGUUCGACUGGCACUCCGUCACCGCGCCGCCUCCUCCCGUCCCUCCUCUCUCCCGCCCAAACUCUCCUGCAUCACCCUUUUCCCCUUCUCUCCACCGCUCCACCCCCAUGCACAGAGACCGGGAGCUCCACCAAGGCUUCAGCCCCCACGUCCCACCAGCCGGCAACGUCUACCCACUGCAGCACUCCCACAUCCCGCACCUGGGAGCGGAAUCAGGCAGGGAUGGAGGAAGAGGAGCGCCUCAGGUCUACAGAUGCUCUGGGGCGGAGAAGGAGUACCGCAGGUGCUUCUCACAGGUGUGUGGAGGAGGUGCAUUGGACUCCAGAGCAGAGCAGUGUGCAGCCUUUAACACCCAGGAGUUCAUGGGUCGCCUCUACAACUGGGAACCUUUCACUGAGGUUGGAGCAGCGAAACAGUGCGAGCUGACCUGCAGACCUGCCGGCUAUCGUUUUUACGUCCGCCAGGCUGAGCGCGUCAGAGACGGGACCCCCUGCUUCAACGUCAGCACCAACGACGUGUGUGUGGAGGGGCGAUGUCUGACGGAGGGCUGCGAUGGGGUACUGGGCUCCGGCUCUGUGAUUGACAAGUGUGGAGUGUGUGGUGGGCGGGAGAGCUCCUGUCGAAAGGUGACGGGGAGCUUCCAAAAUGUCACGGUUCCCCUUGGUUACCACAAGAUCCUGGACAUCCCACCCGGGGCUACAUUCAUAAACAUCACAGAGAGACGAGCCAGCCCUAAUUACCUGGCCAUGAGGAGCGGCACGGGGGCUUCGGUGGUGAACGGGCGUUGGGCUGUGGACCCUCCUGGGGAGUACCAGGCAGGAGGGACUACCUUCACCUACACCCGACCUAGAGCACAGGCGGAGGGGGAGGAGGAGAAAGGCGAGUCCCUCAAGGCUCCAGGACCCACCACCACACAGCUACAGCUAUAUAUCAUUUUCCACAAGGAGAACCCGGGUAUUGACUAUGAGUUUUACAUCCCUGUGGAGAAGAAGGAGGCAGAGAGGGAGAGGCCGGCGGAGAGAGAGAGGGAGGCACCGAGAGAGAGGCCGAGGGAGCGAGAGCCAGGGAGGGCACCCCUUCGCAGUCCUCUCACUGUGUCAAUAGAAGACCCUCCUCCAGCUCCUCCUCCUAUUUCAGUCCCUUCUUUCCCCUCCUCAUCCUCCUCCUCCACCUCUGUGUUUUCUCCCCCCUCCUCGGACCGAUGGACACCUGAGAGACCACGUCCUCGAGGCGGUGCACCCAAUAGGAAUGCUCGGAUCCCUCCUCGCACAGACCUGCCGCCGGACACUCAGCCACCAUUUGUGUGGAGGAGAGGAGGGCUCACAGAGUGUUCUGUUUCCUGUGGCAAAGGUUAUCAGAGCCGAGUCAUUCUGUGUAUAAACCGCCACACAGACGAUGAAGUCCCAGAGAGGAAGUGUGACUCUGCAGCCAAGCCGGUACCUGAGGAGGAACCCUGUAACACACAUCCCUGCCCACCAUUCUGGGAGGCCAGUUCAUGGUCAGAGUGCAGUGUGUCGUGCGGCCCCGGGGUGCAGCAGAGGCAGCUCCAGUGCAGGCAGAGCUUUGGAAACCGCUCCACCAUGGUCCACCCACAGCGCUGUUCCCACCUCACCCCGCCAGAGUCCACACAGGCGUGCCAGCUCAGCCUCUGCUCCCACUGGGAGGUCAGCUCCGACUGGAGCACGUGCUCAGUGGACUGUGGAGUCGGGAGGAGGACGAGGAGUGUGCGCUGCGUCAGCGAUCAAGGCAGUGUGGUGAACGAAAAGGAGUGCAGCUCCAGGAUUCGCCCUCAAGGAAGUGAGGAGUGCAACAUGGGCCCCUGUGUAACCAACUGGUACUUCACUGACUGGUCCAACACUUGUUCGGCGCAGUGUGGCCCCGGGGUGCAGAGGAGGGAGGUGGUGUGUCUGACUCGAGGAGGCGUCAGAGACGGAGGAGGAGGAGGGGACUGUGUUGGGGAUAAACCAGCAGAGAUGAAGGCCUGCAACGGGGGUCCUUGUGUGCCAGUAAUGAUUUGGUACAGCAGCCCCUGGACACAGUGUAACGUCCGUUGUGGGAAUGGAACUCAGCGGCGAGACAUCAUUUGUGUCAAAAAGAUGGGGAAUGAUUUUACCGUGGUACCAGCCGGUGAGUGCGCUCAUCUGGACAAACCUGCCGCGGUCCAAGAGUGUGAGAUGGGAGAGUGUGAGCCGCAGUGGUUCACAACAGAGUGGAGCGCGUGCUCACGUUCUUGCGGGAAAGGCUUACAAAUGAGGGAGGUACGGUGUCUCAAACCGGACAAAAAGCACAGUCUUGAAUGUGAACAGGACACCAAACCUCAACAGGAGCAAAUCUGCAACACAAUACCCUGCAGUCCACAAGUCACAGAUGAAAACUGCCGGGACAGACGUCACAACUGUGUGAUGGUGGUUCAGGCCAGGCUGUGUGUUUACUCCUACUACAAAACAGCCUGCUGUGCCUCGUGUACCCAGAGUGCUCAGCGUGCCAAGAGGCACUGACCACCCAAUCACAUGGACAGCCCAGGUGUGCAAGAAAUAAAGGAUUAUGUUUUAAAAGGGGCUGAAAUGAGAAGUCUGUAGAAGUGGACAGCCCAGAGUAGAUGUAAUCCUCGUGGUGGUCGUCAGAAAUCAUUUAGCUAUUUUCUCCUGAUUCUUCAGGUAAAACACUGUGAAAGCAGCCGGUCCAUUUUUCCAGUUCUCUGUAUACGUUUUCAUAUUGUCUGCUAGAACCACAUAUUCCACUGAGAUCGCAUCUUUUUACUUUGUGCGUUAGCUUUAACAGGUUCGUAAUGUGUCACAGGGGGCUAAGUGAUGCAUUUGUUGUGAUUUCAACUCUGAUUUCUAAGGCUGAGAGAUUAUAAUGGAAGGUGCUCACUGAGGACACAGCUGUGUUUCAGCAGCAAUUUAGCCUUUUCAAAAGAUUCUCUUAAAAUCUGAAGGAUCUUAAAACAGACGUAAUCAGACAUGCAUACCACUAAUUAUAAAAAGAAACUUGCUGAACAAAUAAUUACCAUGUGUGCUAGAUAAACUGUGUAUAAUGUAUGUGUGCUGAAGAUCUACUGGAAUAGAUCUACUGUGUUUAUGUACACCACAGACCCACAGCUAAGCUAGAAGGAUUUCAUUAACAUAUCGUAUGUCUUUUUUUCUGUUUGCCAAAAAUAUUUCCUCAAGCGUCCUCUUAUUGUUCAGUUCAGUAUUUGGACAGCUCAACCAAAGGAGUGGGGUGAACAUGGCAGUAAGUGACCAAAUAUAUCAGAGCGGGAAGAAGUGAGAUUCUUCCCAAACAAGAAGGAUAUUCGAUAUGGAUUUUAACAAGCAGCACAGACUUUUUACAGUCUGUUAACGUAUUCAUGUCAGUUACAGUCGCAUACAGAGAGCUGUUGGAGUUGUGUUAAAAUCCACAGCUAAUGUGUGAAGACUCAUAGUUGCAGUAAUGUUUUUACUAAACUCAAGACGAUGCUGCUCACUAAUUAACAGACAAAAAAUGUUAAUUAUCAAGUGAUAUGACGGGUCUUCUAUACUUUUCUUCUUGUCAACAAAUCCCAUGAAAAGACGAAACCAACAGCGUGAUGUAAAUCUUUAAAAAUGGCUCAAAAAUAUUUAGUUUAUUUUUUAAAGGGUCAGAAAAUUCCUAAAAUAGAUGGGGCAAGUUUUGAGCAAAUGUCAUUUUCAACUGCAGAUUAACACACAUUGAGUAUUUAUGACACCAGGAUGGUAAAUGUGGGACUGCUUAAAAAUACGACUUAUUAAUUACAAUGCGGUUUGUAUGAUAUCUUAUGAUAGCCCAGUCAUUGUUUCAACUUGUGACGGUUGCGAUGGUUAAUGUUCUGAAAUGAAACAGUUUGGUAUAUUUGGUUGGGUUUAGGUACCAAAAGUACUUGGUUAAGUUUGGGAAAAACAUCCGGGUUAGAGUUAAAAUAAAUGCUUCUGUAUGUACCUACUGGACGCAGUUACAUUGGUGACGUUGAACGUCUCAAAGAACGUGACAUACAGUCAUGGAAAAAAUUAUUAGACCACCCUUUUCUUCAAUUUCUUGUUCUUUUUAAUGCCUGGUACAACUAAAGGUACAUUUGUUUGGACAAAUAUAAUGA